ACUAGCCAUCUAAGUUGUAAUGCCUACACUACAGUGUGCACUAUUAAUGGCGCCGCUAGAGGUUCGCAAUGAGAUCUAUACCUUGCUUAUACCAAGCCAAUUUCACAUGAGCCUCCAAGGGGAUUCCUUCUGCUUAGCACGAUGCAUAGAGCCGCGUCAAGACAGGGACGAUAAAAGCCGUCGACACUUUGUGUACGACCCACCAGACGCACUAAUACGAGACGAGGAUCACUACCGCAUUCGUGCAGACGAAGUUUCUACUCCCCUGUGGGCGCUGCGUCUCGAGUCUACCUGGGGACCACAUUGGAAAUGCAAAGAGGCUGCUAUAAACGGAAGUGUAGAGAGCCGAUUUGGUGUUUCUCUUCUUCUCUUGUGCCGGAGAAUUCAAUUCGAGGUGAUAGACCUUCUAUGCCGUACCGCCGAAGCCCAUGUUACUGAUAUGGAGACCAUCAACUACUUUCAUAAUCCUACACUCGUGCUGUCAACGAUGCCCAGCAUACUCCCGUCCUUGUUACAAAGAGUCACGCAACUGAACAUCACGCUUCGGCUUCCACUGCCGUUCUUCCAGCGAUUAGAGCGCCUGGAGGAUGCUCCAUCUCCAGAUCCAGAACUAGAAAGCCUAGUUCAGGCCUGGCUAAGCCUUGGCUCUAGCCUGCGUCGCUUCCCAAAUCUUCGAAUAGUUCGGUUCUGGCUUGACCACGAUAAACCGGACUGUUGGACGACUGUCAACGAACGAACUCUGCUUUCUCCUCUAGCUCGUCUGUUCCAAGCCCAAAAGAUAGACGUCUCCUUUUCCUUGCCGCAUCUCCAUCCAAAGCGCGAACAAGAGAACCGUCAAUUUAUCCAGGGAGCUGAUCUCCGUUUUGCUCUACACCGAAGGCUGCGACAAAGGUACUUCAGAAGCAGCUCCACCCAAGGGAAGGUAAGAAUAAUAUUCAAAGCGACUUUCCCGUUCCUGGUAGAUGCAAUUGAUCUUGUAGAAAUGACCAUGGCAGAGAUUGAAGAAGAGGAACGGUCUAUGUGGGAAGUCGGGUUAGAUGUAGAGGACAUGAUCGCUGGUUUUUUACAGUUGCCAGCAAGCAUGCUUGAGUAAAUAGAGCCCUGGCCGCGCAAUAUGUUCAUUGUAAGCAGCAAUUGUACCUAAAUGGCAAUGCUAGAAGCC
Messenger RNA from Boeremia exigua, 1162 nucleotides. RefSeq lists its product as uncharacterized. Lineage: Eukaryota; Fungi; Ascomycota; Dothideomycetes; Pleosporales; Didymellaceae. The record is from RefSeq and is a predicted model, not a curated record. The coding region runs from base 20 to 1093 and encodes 357 amino acids. The transcript is spliced from 2 exons.